AUGUUACAUCAAUAUCUUAUAUCAGGACAAUGCAUAGCUACAGUUAUUCAUCGUCUCAGUAUGGGCUUAGGGGAUUUCGAAGGAAUUAUAUACGGAACAGAAGACCUCCAACAGUUAAAAAAUAUCGGGGAUUCAGGUGACGCCAAACUUAAAGCAGUCCUUACUAUUCAUGAUGUUUGUUUAUCAAACACCCACAGGCUAAUCAGAGAUCCACCUUCAAUUAUUAAAGCUAUUUUAGCAUGUCCAGAAAGCAUGAAAAUUUUAGGCUGAAUUUCUGGUAAACGAGAAGUCCCUGCCACUCCAUCACUAGGAGAUAGAGAAACUUCUAUUUAUUUAGAAACAACUAAAAGUAAAUACCCUGAUAAAUUUUCACAGCAACCUUUAAUAUUUGGCUGCUUUUGUCAAAACACAAAAGGGUUAGAAAACAAUGCAGAUAUGGAUCCUGAUUUGAGGGUAAUUACGCAUUUCGAAUAUAAAUUUUACUCAGUCCGUGAAGGCUUUAAAUCUAUUGUGGUAGAAACACAAAAUCUACAAAAUACUGAUACUCAGUAUAAUGAAAUGCCGUUUACUUAUGAAAUCCCAGAGACUUCUGCGUUUGAAGAAAACAAAGAAAAAAUUAUUCAAGAAAUAGAGUAAUUUUAAUAUAGACAAGCGCCAAUACUUUUGACUGAAGAAAGCCACAACUUUUUAAAGUGCAUAGAAGAAUUAUUGCCUGAAGUCAGACGCCAAAAUUUUAGGUUAGAAGAAGAAUUGCAGAAAAACCUUGCGUUAAAAAAUAUGCUUUAUAAUAAAUAA
Molecule: messenger RNA, 795 nt
Organism: Blepharisma stoltei
Lineage: Eukaryota; Ciliophora; Heterotrichea; Heterotrichida; Blepharismidae
Source: the annotation of a GenBank genome assembly